AUGUCACCUCUGACACAGCCCUCAUCUGACAGCGAAGAGGCCUGCCAUAAUGCAACUGCGUUGUUCAUCAAUACUGGCAUGCAGUCGAACAUCACGCCAGAUGCACCUUACAGCCCAGAUAGCGAACAUGGGGGAUCAACAUACUGGAAUGAGUUUACGACCUUAGGCGAUGUCCAGGACACAGAGGACCUUGCUGGUGACCCUACACCUGGAGAAACGGCAGAUCGCCCUGAUAACAUCAACACAUCAGACCACCCCCUUGCUGUAGUCCCAGAUUAUACCGUGCCGGCCCGUCCUCCAAUCUCCCUUGAUCGUAUUGGUCAAGACUUACUUGCCGCUUUUUCCGCUAUGCACGAGCUCCUUCCCAACCAUGCCCCUCUUCUCAUCCCAGCUGCCAUAGUCUUUGGCUCGCAAAUCCAGGGAGAAACACGCUAUGGAGUUUACCGGCACGUUGACCUUCCAUCGUCCAUCUCGCUUUCACCAUCAGUUAGCCAGAUCAUUGGUGCUCUGCAGUUACUGGACAGCUUCAGAGAGUCAUCAACCUCUAUCCUAUCUGCAAGUGGAUAUCACCUUGGCUACUGCACCGUUCCUUCGCCCGAAACCGGAUCUGAAUUUCACGUCAUCGGCCCCCUUCCUUUAUCCUCGGACGACCAGCAGGUGGCAUGCCUACCAUGCGAUAGGACCGUCGCUGGUACACAAGAGUUUUAUCAACGCUACUCUUUGGCAGAGGAACGCGAGCUCUUUUGGCUUGAAGUACGGCCUAUCAUGAACACUCCCAGUGUCCCACCUACCUCGGGCAGGACGGCAACAGCAACAUCACCUAUUCCAGAAGCGGUACUUGCUUACCUGGACGCACGAUUCCCUGAUGAGAAGGCCUACGCCAUCCGUCUUCAAACAUCCCCUGCUGUCUAUGGCACCGCUUACACAAACAUUCAGCUCUCGGGUUCGCAGCAGUAUUACAGCCCCGUGAGCGCUCACUUCCCGCCUGUCCCAUCGCCUCAAUAUGCCUCCUACCCGCCCGAGUCGCAUCCCCAGAGCUGGGCCCGCGUCUCGAAUCCGCCCACAUCGGGCCAAUACGUGUGGCAAGGCCCAGGAAUACCGCCUCAGUCCGUACCGGGAAAUUCGCUCCGUCGCUCGGGCUUGUAUUUGUCCCUAUCGCCGCAUUCCUGGUCCCCCACGAGCGAUUACAUGGACCAUGCGUCCGAAGGCGGGGGUAGUAAAGAGGUUUAA
Molecule: messenger RNA, 1230 nt
Organism: Punctularia strigosozonata HHB-11173 SS5
Lineage: Eukaryota; Fungi; Basidiomycota; Agaricomycetes; Corticiales; Punctulariaceae
Exons: 5
Coding region: 1-1230 (409 amino acids)
Source: RefSeq, a predicted model, not a curated record